GGGGCCCCAUGAUCCCCUAUUGCCCUGGGGCCCCAUGAGUUGUCAGUCCGCCCCUGGUGCCAGCUGUCAGUGCUCAUCAGUGCCACGUGCCAGUGCCUAUCAGUGCCACGUGCCGGUGUCCAUCAGUGCCACAUCAAUGCCACAUAUCAGUGCAUACCAGUGCACAUCAAUGCCACAUAUCAGUGCCCAUCUGAGCUGCCUUUCAAUGUCACCCAUCAGUGCCAGUCAGUGCCACCUAUCAAUGCCAAUCAGUGCCACCUAUCAAUGCUGCCAAUCAGUGCCACCUAUCAGUGCCAGUCAGUGUUACCUAUCAGUGCGUAUCAGUGCCCGUCAGUGCUGCCUAUCAGUGCCAGUCAGUGCCGCCUAUCAGUGCCAGUCAGUGCUGCCUAUCAGUGCCAUACAUCAGUGUCAUGUAUCAGAGCUGCCUUUCAGUGCCCAUCAGUGAUGCCUGUCAAUGCCCAUCAGUGCAACCUACCAGUGCCUCCUGAUCAGUGCCCAUCAGUGCCACCUAUCAGUGUCCAUCAGUGCAGCCUAUCAGUGCCCAUCACUGCAGCCUCAUUAGCGCACAUCAGUGAAGGAGAAAAUUCACAUAUUUACAAAAUUGUAUAACAAAAACUAAGAAAAAACAUUUUUUUUCAAAAUUUUCAGUGGUUUUUUUGGUUUGUUUAAGAAAAAAUAA
Molecule: messenger RNA, 679 nt
Organism: Staurois parvus
Lineage: Eukaryota; Metazoa; Chordata; Amphibia; Anura; Ranidae
Source: the annotation of a GenBank genome assembly